CAAAUUUCUUUCCCCUUUUCUCCGUCCACUCACUUCCGCCACCCUCUCAGAGGGAGGGAUAGAGCUUAUUGGUCUGGCCUCUUGCUUCAGCUGCUGUUGCCGCUGUCCCUGUUGCCGCCAUCACCAUGAUUCAGUUUUUGCUAGGAUUUACACUCGGCAAUGUGGUCGGGAUGUAUCUGGCUCAGAACUAUGAUAUUCCGAACUUGGCCAAAAAGCUUGAAGAGAUUAAAAAAGAUGUAGACGCCAAGAAGAAGCCUCCUAGCUCUUAAUGCCAGCAUGUAGUAAUGUCGUCUGGAUGCUUUCCUAUUCGAAACAAAAGCUCCCGUUCUUUCCUGCAGGACUGGAUGACUUUCUUCACCCUGAGAUACACUGAGAUGCCUUGAGCUAAAAUACACCUGUACCACCCAAACUACCCUUUAUUACCCCUCCCGGACUCCGCUGACCCCUGUUACCUGCGUGGGAGAUUCUGUUACUUCAGUCAUGGUGCUUGACUAGGAAAUGCUAGUUUUGAUUAGUGGUCUCUCCCCUUAUCUUUUAAAUUGUGGAUUUCUGGUAACUUUUAAGUUGCUGUUUUUAUGACUGAACAGAUGGCAGUAAUACGAAUUCUCUAAUUAUGUCUACCACACUGGAUGCUUUAUAAGCAUUUAGUGUCAAACAAUGUUGUUCCAAAUCAAUUAAAACCAUUAUAUAGCAAUUGAUUUCUGGUGACUUUCAUUUAUUUUAGGUCAUAGCACAGCAGUUUUAUAAUUAUUUGUGUAACCUGUUAAAUAAUGAGCAAGUAUUUUUUUUCCCAGACCUCUUAGUUGCUGAACAGUAUAUGCCCUGGGGGGGAAAAAGAAAUAACACAUUAAACUUGCUUUUGAGAUUA
Dromiciops gliroides (monito del monte) is the source of this 868-nucleotide messenger RNA. It is a transcript of the gene STMP1, whose product is annotated as short transmembrane mitochondrial protein 1. The record is from RefSeq and is a predicted model, not a curated record. Lineage: Eukaryota; Metazoa; Chordata; Mammalia; Microbiotheria; Microbiotheriidae. The transcript is spliced from 3 exons. The coding region runs from base 126 to 269 and encodes 47 amino acids.